CAAAAUUUCAAUCUAAUAAAUUGCCUAUUUGUAGACUCUGCUCUUGGCUAUAAAAUCCCAUAGAACAUAGAUAUUUCGAAUACACAAAUUUUCCCUCGUCUACCUAUCAACCUCAUCUAGGGUUUCAACUCAGUUUUUCUGCAUCAUUCUCAAUUUUGUUGCUGAAGAAUGGAUCCAAAACCAUGUGAUAAAUCAGUGAAAAAUUCUUCAGAUUUCAUGUCUGAGAAGAAGAUUCUCCACUCAGUUGAUAAAUCAAUUGCAUGCCCCACCCCAGAGAAGAAGACUGAACCAUUAUUAGCCACCAAUUUAAAAGAUUCAAAUACCCAGCUUCCAGAAAAGUACAAGAAUAUUGGUGAUUUGUUUAGUGAUAUGAGUUGCGCACUUAGAUUGUUGCAUCUGCGUAAAAAGUCUCCAACUUUUCAAAAUAUUUGCAACAAGGUUGAAGUUCUUGCUAAGAGAAACUUCUCUUAUGCUCAUCUAGCACAGAUGAAGUAUAUACUUCCCAAAGGUAUAGAAAUUGAAAAGGUGGUUGUUGUGGAUAAGAAGAGCUUGUGUAUGAAGCCGGAUUUGAAGAUAACCUUGGUAUUUGACGUUGUAGAAGAUCAUUCCGAACAGUCUGCUGAUUUGGCUCUUAUUCGAUAUUUUAAUUCCAAGCUGAUUAAUUUCUUUAAUCUGCAUCCUGAGGUGACUGAUAUUCCAGAGGCCGCACUACCAGAGCCCUUUAGCCAAAGACCUUAUAACUUGAUUUUCAAAGAUGGAACUGUAAAUUUGUCAAAAGAACUUUCAUCAACUUCCAAUGAAAUUGAACUGUCACUGAACAACUUACAUCUGAGUCCAUCUUUUAAAAGACACUUUUCUCAGAAGAAUGUUGCUAACGAGACUGAGCUAGUUCAGAGCUUUUCAUCAUCUGAAAACUCUAUGUCAUCCCAUGAAUCUGACUGGCUGGAUAACCAAGAAAGUGAAAGCACAUGGCAGAAAGAAUGUACACCAUUGUCUGAUUGUGUGAGUAAUAAUGUAGAAAGAGGCAAGCAGAAGGAAUCACAGUCCAUGUGUAUUCAACAAAAUGUUAUUAAUACACCAGUACAUAAGAUCUACCAUCCACAUUCUGUUAGCCGCAUUGAAAGCCCUGAUUUGAAAAUUGUUUCUUGUACGGAUAGUUUGUUGACACACACUCCUGCACAGUCAGCACCUGAGAGAUUGUUGCUCGGUUCUGAUGUUAAGCUUCAGAAAAUGACUGCCCAAAAGUCUGGGUCGUGUUUUAAGCCUGCAAAGAGAGUGCUCGACUUUACACUCACCGAAGGCAGCGAUGCUUUCGACAGUAGAGUAGACAUGUCUAAACCUAGCAGAGGAUGUUCUGAGGACUUCAAAUCUUUUGAUUCUGUUUCCCCGCCUCAGGAGGUAGAUGAGAACCUUAGUCAUUCUUUUCAGAAAAUCAACGUAGAUCAACACUGUUUGGUUGCAUCGGAUAACAAUCCUUCAUCAUUGGUGGAACUGGUUAAUGUGAUUGAUUCUAUAUUUGACUCUGUCAAAAGAACUUCAAUGACAAAAGAGGAGCUCUUGCAAAAGAUAAUGAUGAACUGUUUAGAUUUUGUUAAGAUUAGAGAAGCUGAAGAACAGAUUGAGAUUUUGGAAAAGACUGUGCCAGACUGGCUUUGCAAAAAGGUGGUUUCUUCUGGAGACACUAUGUACUGUGUCAAGAAUGCGUUAGAUUUGGACUCAGUUCGAUCGAGGCUUCUCAGCAAUGUCAACAAAGGAGAUGAGUGAAAGGCUUUUGUUGAAUGAUAUAAAUUGUUGCUCUGCAUUGCUUGGCCAAUAAUGAAGGAGUUAUUGUCAACUUGAAUGGUUCAAAUGCGUCAAAUAAGGAAGGUAGGAAGUAAUGACAGUCACGCUACUACUUUUAAUGCGGGAACCAGCCAUAUGACUCGUAUGAUUGCAGAUAGUUGCUCAAUAGACCUUUUAAUGUAGCCUCCAGUUGAAUCAUAAUAACUUUUGAUCGAUUGUUUUUGUGUGUAGUAAAAUUUGAUCGACUCUUAAUUCGAUUAACUUAAAUUUGUUUGUGUUUUUGAAUAA
Medicago truncatula (barrel medic) is the source of this 2070-nucleotide messenger RNA. Its product is annotated as CDT1-like protein a, chloroplastic. Gene Ontology annotation, biological process: mitotic cell cycle; DNA replication checkpoint signaling; regulation of DNA-templated DNA replication initiation. The transcript has 9 exons. Gene Ontology annotation, cellular component: nucleus. Bases 169 to 1764 code for a protein of 531 amino acids. NCBI's taxonomy places the organism in Eukaryota, Viridiplantae, Streptophyta, Magnoliopsida, Fabales, Fabaceae. The record is from RefSeq and is a predicted model, not a curated record. Gene Ontology annotation, molecular function: DNA polymerase binding; DNA binding.